AUGAGUAAAGCACACAUUUUGGCCAUACCAUAUCCAGCACAAGGCCAUGUGAUUCCUCUUAUGGAACUUUCACAUGAAUUAGUCAAACAUGGUAUCAAAAUUACAUUUGUAAACACGGAUUUCACUCAUCAUCAAAUUAUGAAAGUUAUGGGAGAAAAAGAUAUGGGAAAUGAGAUUCAGCUGGUCUCAAUCCCAGAUGGGCUAGAAGAUGGGGAGAAUAGAAAUGAUCUUGGGAAAUUGACAGAAGCAAUAUAUAAAGUCAUGCCUGAGAAAUUGGAAAUGCUAAUAGAAGAGAUCAACAAAUCAAACAGAAAUAAAAUCACUUGUGUAGUGGCAGAUGAGAACUUUGGAUGGGCACUUGAAGUUGCAAAGAAGAUGGGCAUCCGAAGAGCUGCAUUCUGGCCAGCAUCAGCUUCAUUGUUGGUCUUGUCUUUUAACAUCCAAAAGCUGCUUGAUGAUGGAAUCAUCAAUAGUGAUGGAACACCGACAAAAGAUCAAACAAUUCAGUUGGCACCAAUGAUGCCUUAUAUGAGGACAACAGAGUUUGUUUGGACAACAUGCUUGGGUGGCUUGACCACACAAAAGAUUAUUUUUGAUUGUAUGAGUAGGAACAGUAAAGCAGUGGAAAUUGCAGACUGGAUUAUCUGCAACUCAACCCAUGAUCAUGAGCCUGCAGCAUUUGCUUUGGCUCCAGAAAUUCUACCUAUAGGUCCACUUAUAGCGAGCAAAAAUGAAACAUAUUUGGGAGGAAACUUUUGGCCAGAAGACUCAACUUGUUUAAACUGGCUUGAUCAACAACCCACCUAUUCAGUAAUAUAUGUUGCUUUUGGAAGUUUCACUGUUUUUGACUACAACCAGUUUCAAGAAUUGGCACUUGGACUUGAACUCUCCAAUAGGCCAUUUCUUUGGGUUGUAAGAUCAGAUAUCAAUAAUGGAAAAAACCAUGCCUUUCUAAAAGAAUUUGAAGAUAAAGUGUAUCCACGUGGGAAGGUGGUUCAAUGGGCACCUCAACAAAAAGUUCUCUCACAUCCUUCAGUCGCUUGUUUCUUGAGUCACUGUGGUUGGAAUUCUACUAUGGAAGGCACCACUAGUGGAGUUCCUUUUCUUUGUUGGCCUUACUUUGCUGACCAGUUUGUUAAUGAGACCUAUAUAUGUGAUAUUUGGAAGGUUGGGUUGACACUUGAUCGAAAUGCUGGGAUCAUUACUCAUCAAGAAAUAACAUGUAAGAUCAAGAAACUGCUCCAUGAUGAAAAAGUUAAAGCAAGGGCUUUGGAGUUAAAGGAAUUGGCCAUGAAUAGUGUAAAAGAAGGUGGCAGCUCACACAAAAAUUUGAAUAACUUCAUUGAUUGGAUAAAAGCAUAA
This is a messenger RNA of Abrus precatorius (Indian licorice), 1362 nucleotides long. RefSeq names its product UDP-glycosyltransferase 83A1-like. The transcript has 2 exons. The coding region runs from base 1 to 1362 and encodes 453 amino acids. Gene Ontology annotation, molecular function: UDP-glycosyltransferase activity. NCBI's taxonomy places the organism in Eukaryota, Viridiplantae, Streptophyta, Magnoliopsida, Fabales, Fabaceae. The record is from RefSeq and is a predicted model, not a curated record.